AUGAAUUGCUACUCGCGGCCCACGGGCAGCAGAGAAGCCUACCAAGGCAUCAGAACCGUCAUGAACCCCAUGGCCAGGGGGGUGUCAAGCAACGUCCAGGUAAUACACGUCUCCGAACGCAACACGGACGCGGACACGUACAUGGAGCUGCACGUCCAAACGCUGGGGCACUUCCCGCCCGAAUCCGACGCGGCGGCAGAGUCGCAAGGCCAACAAGUCCCAGUCUUGGCUGACUCGUACGCACUGGUUAGUCUGAGAGAGGCCAAGCAGCAGUAUCUGCAGUACAUCCAGGCCAGUCUCGGCAGGACGUUGCGCACAUCACUGGGGCGGCGAAGCGGCAUCCUCUAUCAGACGUACCUGCGGGCAUACUACACCAUGAAGGAUGACUCGGCGUCCCAGGAAACACGACAUCUCCUCGUCCUGACAUUCAAGUUGUGGAUGUCGAUCCGCCUGUCAUCAAAACCAAUCGUCAUGAUUGGAGCGCAAGAUGUCGACGAACACGGCACGCCCCAGCCAGACGGCCGUCCCACCUGGACGGCUCUUCCUCCCAACAUUGUCAUGCAGCUGGACUACGUGCUGACGGGCCAGAUCCAGAUGGAGCUGCGCGAAAAGGUGCUCUCGGGGCUCGACAACAUGGUCUACAAGCGCAAACAGAGAAACUGGCUCACCAUCUACCUCGCCACCUUCAUCCUGCUGCACAACCUGGCCCUCAUCAAAGCCGACAAUGGGACCUGUACGGCAAAGUGCAGAACAGAACGAUGCAAGCAUGAGUUGGCGGCAGAGGAAUACCACAAGUCGGCAAAUAACCUCCUGGCUCACUUUCACUUCUGCAACAACGGGGUGCAGCCCUUUUCGGAAGCUUGCCCGAGCUACCGCUUGGCGGACCUGCUGGACGGCAACGACGACACGGUCAAGUUCAUCCAAAACUGCAGGAGCCACGUCCGUCUGCACAGACAACACUGGGACGCCAUUCGACGGAAUUGUCAGUACGACGACGAAUACUUUUUCAUCAGCCAGCUGUUUGACGAUCGAUGGGCUCCGCAUCCGAUGGAGAGCGAGAGGCCCCGGGGCCCGAGUCUGGCGCAGAUGGUUUGA
Ustilaginoidea virens is the source of this 1095-nucleotide messenger RNA. RefSeq lists its product as uncharacterized. Bases 1 to 1095 code for a protein of 364 amino acids. The transcript has 4 exons. The record is from RefSeq and is a predicted model, not a curated record. NCBI's taxonomy places the organism in Eukaryota, Fungi, Ascomycota, Sordariomycetes, Hypocreales, Clavicipitaceae.